This is a messenger RNA of Juglans regia (Persian walnut), 1790 nucleotides long. Its product is annotated as endoglucanase 2-like. Gene Ontology annotation, biological process: carbohydrate metabolic process. Gene Ontology annotation, molecular function: hydrolase activity, hydrolyzing O-glycosyl compounds. Lineage: Eukaryota; Viridiplantae; Streptophyta; Magnoliopsida; Fagales; Juglandaceae. The record is from RefSeq and is a predicted model, not a curated record. Bases 50 to 1645 code for a protein of 531 amino acids. The transcript has 6 exons.
AAUACAAUUCACGCGCGAGAAAACUGAACCCAGAUCCGUUGAAAUUGGAAUGGAAGCCAAGCUGAAAGCAGAGGAAACAAAGUCCAGGGGCUGGUUUUGGUGGUUACUGGUGUUGGUGAUUGGAGCUCUUGUAGUCGCAGCGGCUACACUGACUAUUUUAAGAGAUUUCCGUCGCUCAGGGUCAGCUUCAAGAAUCCCCGGCCACCCCGGCGCUGUUGUUGAAUCAUACGCCUUUGCUCUCGAAACAGCUCUGCAAUUCUUCGACGUUCAAAAGUCAGGUAGGCUGGAGAACAAUAGGAUUUCGUGGAGAGGGGACUCGGGGUUAAGAGAUGGGAGUGAGGAGAACUUGGAUUUGUCGAAAGGAAUGUACGAUGCAGGUGAUCUGAUCAAGUUUGGAUUCCCCAUGGCUUUUACGGCAACAAUGUUGUCGUGGGCGAUUCUUGAAUACGGGGAUCACAUGAGUGCAGUGAAGCAACUGGGACAUGCUCAGGACUCACUCAAGUGGAUCACUGAUUACCUUGUCAAUGCUCAUCCUUCUGCAAAUGUGCUUUAUGUUCAGGUGGGUGAUCCUGAACUAGACCACAACUGUUGGCAAAGACCUGAAGCCAUGACUGAGAGAAGACCUCUGGUGGAGGUUAACAUGUCAUUCCCAGGAACAGAAGCUGCAGCAGAAACUGCAGCAGCUAUGGCAUCAGCAUCUCUGGUUUUCAAGAAAAUCAAUUCUACUUACUCUAGAAUGCUCCUUAUGCAUGCACAACAGCUUUUUGCUUUCGCUGAUACUUAUAGAGGUUCAUACAGUGUCAGCAUCCCCCAAGUGCAGAAAUACUACAACUCCACAGGAUAUGGAGAUGAACUCUUAUGGGCAGCUACUUGGCUCUAUCAUGCAACUGGAGAACGAUCAUACCUCAGAUAUGUAACUGAAGAAAACGGCAAGGGAUUUGCUAACUGGGGCAGUCCAACUUGGUUUAGUUGGGAUGACAAGCAUGCUGGAACUCAUGUUCUCCUGUCUAGGAUAAAUUUCUUCAAUGCAGAAGAUGUGUCAAUGGCUGAGAAUCUUGAUCUCCAGCUGUACAGGAUAUCUGCUGAGGCCAUCAUGUGUGCACUUCUACCAAAUUCACCAAUGGCCACUUCUGACAGAACAGAUGGUGGUCUGAUAUGGGUAAUAGAGUGGAACUCUCUACAGCAUCCUGUGGCAUCUGCCUUCCUGGCUGUUCUUUAUAGUGAUUACAUGCUCACAUCCCAGACUGAAACUCUAUAUUGCAGUGGUAGAUCAUACAAGCCAGAAGAUCUUCGUAAAUUUGCCAUUUCUCAGGCAGAUUAUGUCUUGGGAAAAAAUCCAAUGAAGAUGAGCUAUCUUGUUGGAUAUGGGAGUGAUUACCCUCAAUAUGUACACCACAGGGGAUCUUCAAUUCCUGUUGAUGCUGACACUGGCUGCAGGGAGGGGUUUAAGUGGCUUAAUUCUUCCGAUCCCAAUUGCAAUGUGGCUAUUGGAGCACUUGUGGGUGGACCCUUUCUAAAUGAGACCUAUAUCGAUUCCCGAAACAACUCAAUGCAGGGUGAACCCACCACUUACAACAGUGCUCUCAUCGUUGGCCUUCUCUCUGGCUUGAUAUCCAGUUCUUCAGUAGUUAGGAAUUUUGCUUAGAUGAUAAUUUAAGUAUCUCAAAUAGGAGAGAGGUAGAUAGAUUAAAGUGAACCCUACAGAGCCCACUUCAUGUGUAUCAUGUUUUUGUCCCUCUCCCACUUGAAAAUCCGUUUUCUUUUCUAGAAUUAGCCAACAAUGUAUAGGA